CCGGUUGUAGAGGCGGUACCACCUCCGUACUCGGUAUUCACAACAUGGCAGAAACGAAUGUUGGCUCUUGGAGCCGCCUCCACGGCUUUUUUCUCACCUAUAUCAGCUCAGAUCUACCUACCGGCGUUGACACAGCUAUCGGAUGAGCUCCAUGUUUCUAGCACCCAAAUUAAUCUUACCAUUACGACUUAUAUGAUCUUUCAGGGCAUUACUCCCAUGUUCUUGGGGUCUUUGGCGGACAGUGGCGGAAGACGGCCGGCCUAUAUCAUCUGUUUCGUGAUAUACAUUGGCGCCAACAUUGGUCUUGCUCUCGCUCCCAGCUACGGAGCUAUUCUUGGCCUUCGAUGUCUCCAGUCUGCUGGUUCAAGCACCACCGUGGCACUGUGCAUGGCUGUCGUGGCAGAUAUCAUCACGUCCGCCGAGCGAGGCCAAUACGUCGGCUUUACUGUCGUGCCUAUAGUUCUCGCCCCGGCGCUCGGCCCCAUCAUUGGAGGUGCCCUCUCUCAGACACUCGGAUGGAGGGCCAUCUUUUGGUUCCUGACUAUAUUCGCGGGAGUGACUCUUUUCCUUCUUGCCAUGUUUCUGCCCGAGACUUGCCGUCACAUCGUCGGAGAUGGCUCAAUCUACCCACCACCACUUUACAGAUCAGGGUGGCAGAUCUUAAGAUCACGGCGGAACAAGGAUCGCAAAGCUCCUCCGGCCAAAAAUGCCUUCAAAUUCAAACCACCCAAUAUCCUAGGCUCUCUACUCAUGCUACUGGAGAAGGAGACUGGGCUCCUCCUUGGCACCAGCAGUCUCAUUUUCGCCGGCUUUUACUGCAUUGCCACUGCGAUGCCCACUCUAUUUGCAAACUCGUAUGGAUAUGACGAGAUCAAAGUAGGAUUGAUGUACUUGCCAUUGGCAUUUGGCUCAGUCCUUGCCGCCAUGAUUGUCGGUCCCGGAAUCAACUGGAACUAUAAACGACACUGCCAGAAGCUGGGCAUCCCUCUCGACCGCAGCCGCCAACAAGAUCUUUCCGACUUUCCCAUUGAACGUGUGCGACUGGAGAUUGGACUCCCACUGCUUGGCGUCAGCGGUCUUUCUCUCAUCGGCUGGGGUUGGGCCAUGAACCAAGUGGUCCACGUUUCAGUUCCCUGCAUCGUCAGCUGUCUGAUGGGCAUGGGCAUGAUUGGCUUCAACAACACGUCCAACACGUUGCUCGUCGACCUCCACCCUGGAAAGGCCGGUACUGCUACCGCUGCGAACAACUUCACUCGAUGCCUGGUUGGAGCUGGAGCCAGUGCGGCUAUUGUUCCUCUGAUGAAUGCCAUUGGCGUGGGCUGGUCCUUUACGAUGAUUGGCCUCAUAUAUAUAGUGUGCGCUUUGCCAUUGUGUCUGAUCAUGGCGAGAGGCAUCAAGUGGCGAGCUGAAAAGAAGGCAAAAGAGGAGCGCAAGCAGAAGAAGAAGGAAGAA
Molecule: messenger RNA, 1452 nt
Organism: Trichoderma atroviride IMI 206040
Lineage: Eukaryota; Fungi; Ascomycota; Sordariomycetes; Hypocreales; Hypocreaceae
Biological process (GO): transmembrane transport
Cellular component (GO): plasma membrane
Molecular function (GO): transmembrane transporter activity
Source: RefSeq, a predicted model, not a curated record